UUGUACACAUGUGGGGACCAAUGUUGAUUUGCUCAACGCUGGAUAAGUGAGAGAGCAACGCUAUAUUUUAUAGUUUAGACAAGAACCUACAGCCAUGUCUUCUUCCUUCUUCAUAAAGAAAAAAGAAAACCCGAAGUUUUCCAAAAAGGGAAGCAAACCAACAGUGUCAAAACGAAAGAACGAUGGAGACUCGGGGACUACGAAGAAACGAGUUAAGAAACUAAACUCAAGAUACAACGAGGAGAUAUCCAGUGACUCCGAGACAGAGGGCCCUACAUCACACAAGAAAAGGCAGGAGGAUGAGGAGGAAGUGUAUGAAGAAACGCCACAGGAGAAGAAGCUCAGAUUAGCUAAACUUUACCUUGAACAACUGCGAGAGGAAGAGGAAAAGAAAGCAGAGGAAGAGACGUUUGAGGAUGACCUGGUUGCUGGAAGACUUCAGGAUGAAGUUCUUGAGCAGAAGGGAAAGCUACAGCGACUUAUUGCCAAAGAUCUCCUGCCACCAGAGACUUCUGAGAUACGCUUAUUGAGGGGGCAUAAACUGCCAGUUACCUGUGUGGUCAUCUCCCCUGAUGACAAGAAUAUUUUUUCUGCUGGCAAAGACUGCUCUGUUAUUAAAUGGGAUGUUGUGAAUGGUAAGAAACUGCACACAAUAGCUGGAGGAAGAAGAGGUACUGAGGCUCGCCAUGUGGGACACACAGCUCAUGUUCUUUGCAUGGCCAUAUCAUCAGAUGGCAAGUACCUGGCUACCGGUGACAUGAAUAAACUGAUCAUGAUCUGGGAGGCAGAAAUAUGUAAACAUCUGUAUAGAUUCACAGGACAUAAAGGCCCUGUGUCGGGUCUUUCCUUCAGGAAGGGAACUCAUGAUCUUUAUAGCGCUUCUCAUGAUCGGUCCAUCAAAGUAUGGAAUGUGGAUGAGAAUGCCUAUGUGGAGACACUGUUUGGUCAUCAGGAUGUGAUCACUGGACUGGAUAGUCUGAGCCGUCAGUGCUGUGUGACUGCAGGAGGCAGGGAUGGGACUGUGAGGGUUUGGAAGAUAGCCGAAGAAUCUCAGCUGGUGUUCCACGGCCACGAGGGUUCAAUUGACUGCAUCCAGCUGAUCAACGAGGAGCAUAUGGUAACAGGAGCCGACGAUGGCUCUGUGUCUGUCUGGAGUGUAAACAAGAAGAAGCCCUUGACCACGGUGAAAAUGGCCCAUGGUUGUCAUGGCAAUGCUGGGAUGGAGCAGCCUCACUGGAUCACCUCGGUCGCAGGGCUUCAGAACUCCGACACCAUCGCCUCAGGUGCCUCUGGCUGUUCUGGUAACUCUACUGUACAGCUGUGGAAGUGUGGCCGUGGUUUCCGUGGACUGGAACGGCUUUUCACUGUGCCAGUGACGGGAUUCAUCAACAGCCUGAAGUUUUCAAACUCUGGCAACUUCCUGGUGGCAGGAGUGGGACAAGAGCACAGGCUGGGCCGAUGGUGGAGGCUAAAAGAGGCGAAGAACGGGCUUUAUAUCAUUCCCCUGAAAAGACAAAGUCCGCAGCAAGAAGAGCCAAACAUAGCAGAGUAGUGUAUGUACGAUGUUUACGUAUUUUCUUUUGUAAAUAAAAUUCCUUG
Molecule: messenger RNA, 1599 nt
Organism: Lampris incognitus (smalleye Pacific opah)
Lineage: Eukaryota; Metazoa; Chordata; Actinopteri; Lampriformes; Lampridae
Gene: rrp9
Product: ribosomal RNA processing 9, U3 small nucleolar RNA binding protein
Exons: 15
Coding region: 95-1552 (485 amino acids)
Cellular component (GO): small-subunit processome
Molecular function (GO): protein binding; snoRNA binding
Source: RefSeq, a predicted model, not a curated record